UGGUGAGCUAUAUAUAAUGGUCCAGAGAAGCAAUCCAUUCACCGCCGCAAACUGUUGACAGGCACAGAAGACAUUUCCUAUCUGCCCUGAAAGAACAGAAAUGAUUCUACUCGCUGUACUCCUGGGCCUGGCUGCUGUGCUGCAGCAAACAACCGGACAGGAACCAGGUGUUGAUGCCCUGUCCACUGACAAAGCAGAUCAGCAAAAGGAGAUUGUUGACAAGCAUAAUACCCUAAGGAGAGGGGUGAACCCAACUGCUAGCAAGAUGCUGAGGAUGGAAUGGAAUGCUGAAGCUGCAAAGAAUGCCAAGAAUUGGGCAAAUCAGUGCACUUUAUCCCACAGCCCCCAAGAGCAAAGGACCACUACGGUGGGAUGUGGUGAAAAUCUCUACAUGUCAAGUGCACCCAAUUCCUGGUCAGAUGCCAUCCAAACCUGGUACAAUGAGGUGGAAAAGUUCAUAUAUGGCACUGGGGCAAAUCCACCAGAAGCAGUGAUAGGCCAUUAUACUCAGGUGGUUUGGUACAAGUCUUACCAGAUUGGAUGUGCAGUUGCUUAUUGCCCUGACAAAGAAUACAAGUACUAUUACGUUUGCCAGUACUGCCCUGCGGGGAAUAUCCAAGGCAGAAUGAACACACCAUAUAAAUCAGGGACACCGUGUGGCGAUUGCCCUGAUGCUUGCGACAAUGGACUAUGCACCAAACCUUGAACAUAUGAAGACAUUUAUUCAAACUGUCCUAAUUAAAAAAAAAAGCAUGUGAAAACCCGUUGGUCAAGGAAAAGUGCUUUGCCUCCUGCUGUUGCAACACUGAAAUAAAAUAACAGCCUCUGAUUCCUCCGUUCAUGGAAAUUCUGCUUUCUAAUAACAGAAUCUUUUAGAAAAUUAGGGUUAUAUUU
This is a messenger RNA of Pelodiscus sinensis (Chinese soft-shelled turtle), 894 nucleotides long. RefSeq names its product cysteine-rich secretory protein 3-like. Lineage: Eukaryota; Metazoa; Chordata; Testudines; Trionychidae. The record is from RefSeq and is a predicted model, not a curated record. Gene Ontology annotation, cellular component: extracellular region.